Molecule: messenger RNA, 2070 nt
Organism: Rotaria sp. Silwood1
Lineage: Eukaryota; Metazoa; Rotifera; Eurotatoria; Philodinida; Philodinidae
Source: the annotation of a GenBank genome assembly
AUGUCUCGAACAGAAUCAUCGAAUAUUAAUCAUUGUAUAGCUCCAUUAAUAACUUCUCCUGUAAAUUGUUUUACUAAAGAUUCAAUACAACGUAGUGAUGAAAUUAAAACAGAAUUUACUUCACGUGAAGGUACAUAUAAAAUAUCAUCAUUAAUUGAUAAUCUUGGUAAAAUUGGUACAAGUACAUGUCUUAAUGAACCAGUUAAAAUAACAUUAUUAUCUCGUGUACAAAAUAUUUGUGAUACAAAUAGUCAAACAAGUUCAAGACGUUCAUCAUCAAUAAAUAAUAAUAAUGAUAAUUCAAAUGAAGAAAAACAAUUAUCAUUAAUUAAUGGAAAUGAAUUAAAUCAACCGAAUGGUAGUAUAUUUCUAACAGAUAUUUUAGCAUUUAAUGUUGGAAGAGAAUUAAUUAUUUAUGAAUUUGCUGAAGCUAUACAGCCAAAUUUUGGUGAACCAAUUGACCAUCGUGUCUAUAAACAAAAUCAUCAACCUACAUGUCAUGAUAUUACUCAAGAUCCAAAUACAAAUAUUUUACAUGUUCUUGUCGGAUUUUCUAAAGGACAAAUACAAUAUAUAAAUAUGCAAACUAAAGAACAAAAAGUAUUUAAUGAAGGAAGUUAUUUGGAUAAAACAAAAGUAACAUGUAUUAAAUGGUUACCUUCUCCUCGAACAUAUUUUCUUGCAUCAUAUUCAAGUGGUUAUUUAUAUGUUUAUGAUGAACAACUUAAUUAUCAACGUGAUACAAAUAUUCAACCAACAUAUUCAACAAUAAAAGAUGAUGAAAAAAAUUUUUCUAUAUCAAAUACAAAAAAUAAAUCAAAACAAGCACGUAAUCCAAUAUCACGUUGGUCGAUUGGUAGUGGUAGUAUUAAUGAAUUUGCUUUUUCACCUGAUAAUGUUCUAUUAGCUGUGGUAUCACAAGAUGGUUUUCUAAGAAUAUUUAAUUAUGAAAAAAUGGAAUUAAUUGCUUAUAUGAAAAGUUAUUUUGGUGGACUUCUUUGUGUAUGUUGGUCUCCCGAUGGUAAAUAUAUUGCAACAGGUGGUGAAGAUGAUUUUAUAACAUUAUUUUCUCUUGAUCCUAAUGAACAUACAUCUCGUGUUAUAUGUCGUGGUCAUGGUCAUACAUCAUGGAUAAAUGCUAUAUCAUUUGAUACAUAUAUGAAUGCUAAAACUUAUUAUUCAUCAUUUAUUCAACCAUCAUCAUCAUUUAAUAAUGAUAAUGAAAAUAAUCAUGGAAUAAAAAAAUUUAUUUCAUAUACAAAUGGUGAUGCAUCCUAUUGUGAUACAAAUAUUCCAUCAUUAUUUUAUCGUAUUGGUUCAGUUGGACAAGAUAAUCGUUUAUGUUUAUGGGAUAUAACAGAAGAUAUACUUAAAAUAAAUAUAAAUAGUAAACAAAAUUCUAUAACAUAUCCAUUAAUAUCAACAACAUCAUCAUCAAUAAUAACAUCAAAUGGUUAUUUAUCAUCAUCAUCUGAUAUAAUUAUCAAUAAUCAAAUAUCAACAACAACAAAAUCUUCAUUUUCAUCUCUAACAUCUCGUCUUUCAUUUGUACGUCAUUCAAAUAAAAUAAAUAAAUCCAUUGAUGAUACAUCUGAUAUUACUUUAUUAACACAAACAAAUGGUUCAUUAAAAAAAUCACGUAAAUUACAAUUAUUUUCAAAUACAUCAAGUGGAAAUAAAUCUAUAUCAUCAAAAACAACAACAACAACAACAAUAACAUCUGAUGAUACAAAUCAAAAUUUAUUAUUAAAUAAUAAUAAUAAUAAUUUAUCAUCACGUCAAACAAGUGUUGAUUUAACUAAAAGUACAUUUGGUACUAAUUUAUGUCCGAAAUUAGAUGAUAUACAAGUUAUUGAACCUAUUAUUACAGAAUUUAUUGCACAUGAACGUUUAAAUGGUAUUUAUUUUGGUGAAAAUUAUUUAAUUACAUCAUCACAAGAUGGACUUAUUACAAUUUGGGAAAAACCACAAAAACUUCUAAAUAUUAAUACUACUGAUGAUCGAACAAUGAGUUCAACAACAUUAAUUAACAGUAAUUCUCAUCAUUCGACAGUUUCUCAACGAUUAUAA